Cinara cedri is the source of this 414-nucleotide messenger RNA. Lineage: Eukaryota; Metazoa; Arthropoda; Insecta; Hemiptera; Aphididae. The record is from the annotation of a GenBank genome assembly.
AUGCUAUCUAUCUGGAAACAUGCUCAAGUCACAAACAAGACAAACAAACUCAACAUCCACAAACCAGGCAAACCUCUCGAAAACCCAUCCUCUUACCGCCCUAUAAGCCUUCUGUCUGUCGUAGGAAAACUAUUCAAAAAAAUACUCCUAAAAAGAAUUUCAAAAAUUGUCACAGAUAACAAAAUUAUACCCGAUUUCCAAUUCAGCUUCAAAUCUAAACACUCCACAAUCCACCAACUGCAUAGAGUCGUCGAUCAAAUCUCAUUAGCAUUCGAGAGCAAAAAAAUCUGCAUUGGUAUUUUCCUAGACAUCGCACAGGCUUUUGACCGAGUUUGGCACCCUGACCUACCCUUUAAAUUAAAAUCCUUCUUGCCAACUCCGUACUACCUACUAAUCAAAUCUUAUCUAAACUAA